CCUCCGAGCAAGCGCCUCGUAAUGCUGAACGUCAUGUGAGCGAUAUUUUCUUGGCUGAACUACCGCUUCAAUCUCGAUUCCAAAACUAAGAGGAGGAUCGCAACGUCCAGCGGUAUUGACCAUCUCGGAAAUGUUCCACGGGUUUUGACACGUCCUAAUCGGGAAGGAACGGCUGGGUCAUAUAAUCGACUUUAAGGGUCACAGUAGUCAAUACUCUAAAGUGAUCCCGGCGCACAAAUCCUCAGGUGGCGCGGGACGCGAUUCCUUGCUUCGUCAUGGUACACAAACUGCCUGACGCCUCAAAGCCUUGCAUCGCAGACUUUGGUGGUGUGGCAUCUGUCUAUGUCCCAGAGCAAGAGAGAAUGAGGCGAGGUGGCUUGAAUUGUAUACUUCCAUUCGAUGAAAAUCCGUGUUCAUUCACCUUCCAUACCCUGCCUGGCACCUGGGCGGACCAUGAGAAAAAUUGCCAGCGAUGUAUAUUCAGCCUCGAGGCUCCGCAUGGCGUCAGGCUGUAUCUUUUGAGUCAUCAGCACCUGGCAUCUGGUUCUAAAUCAUGUAUGGCCAUAUCCGGAUCACUGAGUGAUUGUGGUGCAGAAGGCGUUGUUCGGUAUUCUGCAAGUUCGAAACUUGAGAGCUUAACAGGGCGUAUUCGCAAAUUACGCCGUCACGGACAGCUGGGCUUGCAUUAGCCCGCCGUUUGGGCAAGUAUCCCGGGCGUUGCGCCCCAUGAGGCGACCAUUCAGGUUGACCACCUCUUGAUAUCCCUCACGGUGUGGUCACAAAUGCACGAACAUGAUAGUCGAUGUCC
Messenger RNA from Hyaloscypha bicolor E, 808 nucleotides. RefSeq lists its product as uncharacterized. Bases 276 to 689 code for a protein of 137 amino acids. Lineage: Eukaryota; Fungi; Ascomycota; Leotiomycetes; Helotiales; Hyaloscyphaceae. The transcript has a single exon. The record is from RefSeq and is a predicted model, not a curated record.